GCACACUUUUUGCGGCGCUUGCAUAUAUAGCCUACUGUACAUUUGAUGACCAUAUCCUGCAUGCAGUUGAUGAUCGUGUCUAUGCAUUGAAUUGCUUCCCAACGCAUGCAUUAAAACAGAUCUGCACCAGGCACCACUGGACAUUACAGCCUAUACCUACAAUUAAAACAAAACGUUUUUACGCUGGAAUAGCGAUGAUGGACGACGGGCUGUGCGCGCGCGCGCUCUCGCGCGUCAGCAUGGCGUUUAGAUGAAACGAAAGGCUCUCCGUUGUAAUGCACGAGUGUGUGCGUGCGUGUGUUUGUAAUGCGCGAGCGCGUGUUUGAGGUGGCGAGGUGGGGGUGAGAGACCCCGUCGUGUUUUGACCCCCUAAACAACUCCCAGUCUCCAUCUCCCUCUCCGGUUUAAAGCUCCAGCGCUCAUUGUGGAGAGACGCAUUUGAGCGCGACGCCCGCUUCAUGGACAUCGACGGAGCGCAAAGGACACGGACGCGCCGUUAAUACCGGAUACUCGGGCCGCCCCGCGUCGCUACUGCUUUCCUGUUAAGUGUGUCUAAUCUGCCGGUCUGGUGUGUGUUGUCUUCAGUCAGUGAGUGUGUGAGCUCAGCUUCAGUAUCGCAUGGAUAAGAGGUAUGAGGACUUGGUGCAGUACCCAGGCUCUGAUGCCAUGGCUGUGGGAGGCUAUGGCGAUGCGAUGAGGUCACUUCCUCCACCACAUUAUGCCCACGCUGUGCCUGACUCCCUCAAACACUACCGGGAUCAAAUCUAUGGUCAUCCUCUGUUUCCACUCCUGGCGCUGGUCUUUGAAAAGUGUGAACUCGCCACCUGCUCGCCACGAGACUCUGUGUCAAACCCCGCCCACCUCCCUGGCAUGACCAAUCACAGUGAUGUCUGUUCCUCUGAAUCCUUCAACGAUGACAUCGCAGCCUUUGCCAAACAAAUUCGCUCUGAAAAACCCAUCUUCUCAUCUAAUCCAGAAUUGGAUAAUCUGAUGAUCCAGGCCAUUCAAGUACUGCGGUUUCAUCUGUUAGAGCUAGAAAAGGUCCAUGACCUCUGCGAUAAUUUCUGUCAUCGCUACAUCACCUGUCUGAAGGGCAAGAUGCCCACUGAUUUGGUACUGGAGGACCGGGAUGGUGGAUCCAAAUCUGACAUGGAGGAUUUUACUGGUUCUUGCACCAAUCUGUCAGACCAAAAUCAGUCCUGGUUACGAGAUCCAGAUGACUGCAUGUCGACUCCUUCUGGUACCCCAAGUGUUUCCUGUGGCCUCAACUCACACAGUUUAGAGAACUGCAGCGAUGCAGGUGAUGGGCUGGACGGAAGCAUUGCCUCUCCCAGCACAGGAGAAGAAGAUGAAACGGACAGAGACAGACGAAACAACAAAAAAAGAGGGAUUUUUCCCAAAGUCGCAACUAACAUUAUGAGAGCUUGGCUCUUCCAGCACCUAUCGCAUCCGUAUCCAUCUGAAGAGCAGAAAAAGCAACUCGCCCAGGACACGGGUCUCACUAUACUGCAGGUCAACAACUGGUUUAUAAACGCCAGACGCAGAAUAGUCCAGCCAAUGAUCGACCAAUCGAAUCGCUCAGGCCAAGGUGCCCCGUACAGUCCAGAAGGGGCGGCUUUAGGAGGAUAUGGGUUAGAUGGGUCUCAUUUAGGCCUUAGGACUGCAGGUCUUCAGGGAAUGCCAUCCCUGCCCACCGAUUACCCCGGCGCUCUCCUGCCCCAGCCGGGAUACUCGCACGCGGGCCCGUCCCUGCACCCUUACCCCGGUCCCCACGCUGCCAUGCUGCUCCACCCGCCACCCCAUGCCCACCCUGCCGAACCCCUCAUAGGACAAGGUCUCGACAUACAUGCCCACUAACCCAAACCGGAGCAGGGAACGGGCAAUGAAAGUGGGCUGCGUAUUGAAUUGACUUGGCCCUACAGGACGCCAACGCAGUCGAUUUACAGCCACUCUGAGAAUGUAUUAAAUGCUGGCAACCAUCUGGCACCCUAAACCAUCCAAAAAACAUCCAUCAUAUGCACUCAACUCUGAUGCAAUGGCCAUCUUAAAUGCUUGAAAGACUUGUUACAUUCCUUAGCCAUUUAUUGAAAUGUAUUACUCUCUUUUCUCCUCUCGGCAAUGCACUCGAAUGAUUACAUUCAUCUUCUGUUCCGAAUUAAAAACCCACGUCUUCCUAUGGCCUUAGGGGCGAGCUGCGAUCCCCCUGAAUUUAACGUUAAGGCCUUCACAGCCUUUCUUGCCUUGCCUCCGAAGAUCCUCUUGAGGAGCACAAAAAGAGAAAAACAGAGUAUACCUCCUCGGACGGGAACCAAGAUAACCAUAUCAAGACGUCCUGAAAUAGUCUCCUGUGAUGAAUGACCUCACCAAAUCUUAUCUCAUGAAUCCUGUUAAGAACAUCGCUCGCACUUUCCCCAGAAUGACAACAAUGCGAAAAAUGAAAAACAGAAAUCAAGCCUGCUUCGUCUUAUUUCAGUUUAUUACGCAGAGAUCAUUUGAUAUAAGCCAAUUAUAAAAGUCAAG
Molecule: messenger RNA, 2520 nt
Organism: Paramisgurnus dabryanus
Lineage: Eukaryota; Metazoa; Chordata; Actinopteri; Cypriniformes; Cobitidae
Gene: meis3
Product: myeloid ecotropic viral integration site 3
Biological process (GO): regulation of DNA-templated transcription
Molecular function (GO): DNA binding
Source: RefSeq, a predicted model, not a curated record